Molecule: messenger RNA, 1419 nt
Organism: Lepisosteus oculatus (spotted gar)
Lineage: Eukaryota; Metazoa; Chordata; Actinopteri; Semionotiformes; Lepisosteidae
Gene: dnaaf4
Product: dynein axonemal assembly factor 4
Biological process (GO): epithelial cilium movement involved in extracellular fluid movement; determination of left/right symmetry; inner dynein arm assembly
Molecular function (GO): nuclear estrogen receptor binding
Source: RefSeq, a predicted model, not a curated record
GCAAGUCCUUCCUCAGCAACAGAAAAUGCGUCUUUAGCAACCUAACUGUUCUUUGUUAUUGUGUUAAGAUUGUUCUUUUAAAAUAUAUUUUCUGUCUACGAAUCAUGCCUUUGAUUGUGAAAGAUUAUUCGUGGACGCAGACGGAAUCAAUGGUUUAUAUAAGUGUGCCUUUGAAAGGAGUUAAGCGCGGAAAUGUAGACAUAUUCUCCACGGACGACUAUCUGAAGGUCAGUUUUCCUCCCUUUUUGUUUGAAGCAAUGCUUUUUGCACCGAUAGAUGAUGAUAGAAGCGUGGCAAAAAUUGGAAAUGGAGUUGUCAUCUGCACUUUACACAAACAGCAGGAAGGCCUGUGGGAAGAACUCACUAUCAAGAACGCUGAUAAAGACAAGCUGCAGGAGAUCAGAGAACGUGCUGUCCUCAAGGCUCAGAAAAAGGCAGCUGCUGACACCAAAACCAAAGCUGAAAAAAGACAAGAAGAUAGAAAAUACGCCCUUGAGACAAUGAUGAAGCUAGAAGAAGAGGAGAGAAAUAAGAUUGAAAACAUUAAGGAAUCUGAACGCCAGAGAGCUACAGUGGAGCUUGAAGCUUGGAAAGAGAAACAGAGGCAAGAGACAGAGUGGAGAGAGGCCCAGCAGGGCCUUGAAAGGCAAAAAAAGACAAGCCAAAAACCUGCUUCAGGAUCCUCAAGAGGCAGAGACACUAUUAAACUUGUAGGUCAGCAGAACAGUGCAGACAAGCAAAAACAGGUAGAUGUACGACCUCCACGAGCCACUGGUAGCAUCCAAAUCCACUUCACACCCCGUGUGUUUCCCACAGCUCUGCGGGAAUCACGUGUUGCUGAGGAAGAAGCGUGGCUGAAAAAGCAAGCUGAUGCCAGGAGAGCCAUGAAUGCUGAAGUGCCAGAACUGAAAGACCUUAAGGAGGAAGAAAGGAAUCCAGACUGGUUGAAGGAGAAGGGGAAUAAAUUGUUUGCCACCGGGAAUUAUCUUGCUGCUGUCAAUGCAUAUAACCUUGCAAUUUCUCUGAACAAUAAGAUUCCAGCUUUAUUUUUAAACCGUGCUGCCUGUCACCUCAAACUGAAAAAUCUGCACAAGGCCGUAGAAGACUCUUCUCAGGCACUUGAGCUCUUGACACCAGCUGUUGCUGACAAUGCAGAUGCUAGAGUGAAAGCUCAUGUGAGACGUGGCACGGCCUUCUGUGAACUUGAAUUAUACACUGAAGGGCUUCAGGAUUAUCAAGCUGCUCUGAAGAUUGACCCUCUCAACAGUGCUAUAAAUGCAGACGCAGAAAGGAUCCGACAGAUCAUUCAAGGAAGCGUGACUGACACCUGAAAAUUGCGAUGUGCAAUUUUUUCAACUGUCAUUCUAAAAAAUGUUAAUCUUUGUUAAGAUCCUGAGAAAAGUAAAUUGAGAUGUAAAA